AUGAACGCCCAGCUGUCGAUGGAAAACAUCGGCGACUUGCACGGAGUGAGCCAUGAGUCCGUGACCGGCCACGGGGAGCUGCUGAGCGGCCACAGCCCGCAUUCCCGUCCCAACCCGCGGGGUCUGCAGAGCCACCGCGCGAUGGGCAUGGCGACCCUCCUGGACGGCGGAGACUACCACCACCCGGGGCACCUGCACCCCGCCAUCAGCAUGUGCGAGGCCCCCGGGAUGAGCGCGAGCAGCACCUACACCACCCUGACCCCCCUGCAGCCUCUACCCCCCAUCUCCACCGUGUCCGACAAGUUUCCUCCCCAUCACCACCACCACCAUCACCACCAUCAUCCGCACCAUCCGCACCCGCAUCCCCACCAGAGGAUCCCCGGGAAUGUCAGCGGCAGCUUCACGCUCAUGCGGGAGGACCGCAGCCUGGCGCCCAUGAACAGUCUCUACCCCGCCUACCACCACAAGGACCCCUGCAUGGGCCAGAGUCUCUCCCCGCUGUCCGGCUCCGGUCUGGCCGGCAUCCACACCAGCCAGGCCGGCCUCCCGCCCUACGCGCACCCGGGCGCCGCCAUGCCCGGCGAGAAGAUGCUCACCCCCAGCGGCUUCGAGGCGCACCACCCCGCCAUGCUGGGUCGACACGCCGAGCAGCACAUGAGCUCCUCGGCGGGGAUGGUGCAGCUCAACGGCCUGCACCACCACCCCCACGCCCAUCUCGGAGCGCAGGGCCACGGCCAGGGGCUGGUGGGCGGCCGGGAGCAGGCCUCCGGGCUCGGGCAGCAAGGAGCCAUCAACGGCGGCGCCGGUGCGGGCGGAGGCCAGAUGGAGGAGGUGAACACCAAGGAGGUGGCGCAGAGGAUCACCACGGAGCUCAAGCGCUACAGCAUCCCCCAAGCCAUCUUUGCCCAGCGGGUCCUGUGCAGGUCCCAGGGGACCCUCUCCGACCUGCUGAGGAACCCCAAGCCCUGGUCCAAGCUCAAGUCCGGGAGGGAGACCUUUCGGCGGAUGUGGAAGUGGCUGCAGGAGCCUGAGUUCCAGCGCAUGAGUGCACUCAGGCUCGCAGGUGAGCGAAGCCUCGCCUGCAAGCGCAAGGAACAGGACCACGGACACAGCGAGCGGGGCAACGUGACCAAGAAGCCCCGCCUGGUCUUCACGGACGUGCAGCGGCGGACCCUCCACGCCAUCUUCAAGGAGAACAAGCGUCCGUCCAAAGAGCUGCAGCUGACCAUCGCACAGCAGCUGGGCCUGGAGCUGACCACCGUCAGCAACUUCUUCAUGAAUGCGCGGCGCCGCAGCUUGGACAAAUGGGUCGACGACGGCUCCGGUCACCCGGGCGGGCCCAACGCCUGCACCAAAGCAUGAACGACGGGAGCGCUUUGACCUUAACUCAUGGACUUGACUCGGUGGAAAAGCUUUAAAACUUUAGAGAAACUUACAAACUUUUUUUUUUUUUUUUUUGCCCUUAAAUCUGUACUAUAUUGAUAUUUAUAGUAUCCAAAGAUGAGAAAAAACAAA
Molecule: messenger RNA, 1515 nt
Organism: Nerophis lumbriciformis (worm pipefish)
Lineage: Eukaryota; Metazoa; Chordata; Actinopteri; Syngnathiformes; Syngnathidae
Gene: onecut1
Product: one cut homeobox 1
Biological process (GO): regulation of transcription by RNA polymerase II
Cellular component (GO): nucleus
Molecular function (GO): DNA-binding transcription factor activity, RNA polymerase II-specific; RNA polymerase II cis-regulatory region sequence-specific DNA binding
Source: RefSeq, a predicted model, not a curated record